Aureobasidium melanogenum CBS 110374 is the source of this 666-nucleotide messenger RNA. RefSeq lists its product as uncharacterized. The transcript has 2 exons. The record is from RefSeq and is a predicted model, not a curated record. NCBI's taxonomy places the organism in Eukaryota, Fungi, Ascomycota, Dothideomycetes, Dothideales, Saccotheciaceae. The coding region runs from base 1 to 666 and encodes 221 amino acids.
AUGCCUGCACCAGAUAUUUCGAUGCUCAAGCAACCAAUUGCGCUCCGUACUGAGCUCGUCGCUCAAGCUCCUGAGACGCUGCUGGUCAAUCAGCAUAGUGGUGGGCUGUCAAGCGCUGAUUUCUCUAUCGUUCGCGAAUCAGAUCAUGCGCUUCUCGUCUCAGUUGGUGGAAAGCUAUUGUCUUGGACGCAAAGACGGACCUUUCGUGACGCGUCUGGACUCCCUUUAUUUGACCUCUAUCGAAAAGCUACAGGGGUAACUUGGUUUGUUGAACUGCCAGAGGAGCGAGGUAGCGAGCCUAUCAUGACUCUAGCACCAAGGACCAGCGUGUUCAAGGACAAGCUCGACUUGUUCGUGCACAAUGCGGCAAAUCAAGGCGAAGUGGUCAAUCUUGAGGUCCGCGGGCAAGACAUCUGGAAGAUGAGAGUCAACGUGUAUCUCGGCGAUCAAGUUGUCAUGUCCUCAAAGCGCACGGAGAAGCUGGCUGGCUACAUUCCUGGAAAGAGACCCGACUGGAAAGUCAACAUAGCCGAAGGAUUCGAUGCUUCUUUGGCAGCGGUAAUCAUGGUUGUCCUGGCUGCUACUCUUUACGAUAGCAGUAUGACAACAUCUUUUUCUACUGCGGUUAUUGCUGGUGGAUCAGGAUCAGCUACCACUGGCAGUUGA